Molecule: messenger RNA, 1299 nt
Organism: Hippopotamus amphibius kiboko
Lineage: Eukaryota; Metazoa; Chordata; Mammalia; Artiodactyla; Hippopotamidae
Gene: CD8B
Product: CD8 subunit beta
Exons: 6
Coding region: 8-643 (211 amino acids)
Biological process (GO): regulation of immune response
Cellular component (GO): cell surface
Molecular function (GO): MHC class I protein binding; coreceptor activity
Source: RefSeq, a predicted model, not a curated record
CUCCAAGAUGCAGCCGCGGCUCUGGCUCCUCCUCGCCGCGCAGCUGGCAGCUCUGCACAGCAGCUCGGCACUCCUGCAGACCCCUGCGUCCAUGAUGGUUCAGACCAACCAGACAGUGUCGCUGUCCUGUGAAGCCAAAACCAUCCCUGCUAACUCUCGCAUCUACUGGCUGAGACAGCGCCAGGCCCCGAGCGCUAACAGUCACUACGAGUCCCUGGCCUUCUGGGAUCCCACCAAAGGGACGACGGUGUAUGGCAAGGAGGUGCCCAAGGAGAAGCUACAGGUGCUUCGGGAUUCUGCCCGGUACAUUCUCGAGCUCCUAAGCGUGAAGCCGGCCGACAGUGGCGUCUACUUCUGCAUGACCGUCGGGAACCCCGACCUGACCUUUGGGAAGGGAACUGAGCUGAGUGUGGUUGAUGUGCUUCCCACCACUCCCCAGCCCACCAAGAAGACCAGCCCCAAGAAGAAAGCGUGCCGCUUACCAAACCUGGUGACCCGCAAGGACCCGUUCUGUGCCCCCCUCAUCAUUGGCCUGCUGGUGGCCGGCAUCCUGGUUCUGCUGGUGUCCUUGGGCACGGCUAUCCAUCUACACUGCCUGCAGAGGAGAGCCCGGCUCCGCCUCCUGAAACAGUUUUAUAAGUGAGCAGAGAAUACACCUUGGGUGUCCUGCUACAAGAAUACGCUGGUCAGUGAUGAGUGAGAUCUGGAAAAAUGAGAGAGAAAAGACACACUCAACCAUGGAAAUGUCACUGACCUGCUGAAGCUGCCUGCUUUUAACCACUGCAAGUUCUUUCUGUGGGCCUUAUGCACGGGAGCAACUUGUUACAUGGUCAUUGGGAAUCUUAGAGAGAAGGCUUCAGAACCCCAGGGCACUUUCUGCAACUUGCAAGACAAACUGGAGGAAUGGGUACAAAAUGCACCCAGAGCACCACUUCUGGCUCCUGUACUCAUCCUGGGUUGGACUGGGAACCUCAGUGCUGGCCGUCCAGCCACCGCCUUGUUUUGCCCAGGUAGGGCAGUGACAUUGAGACCCGAGUCUCUCAUGGGAUGGUGCUUUGAUGGGUCUCCUUGGGCCCCAGAGAGAAGACCUAGAUUGGAAAGGAGGCUUCCGAGAGGGAUGGACCCGGCUCCCACAGUCACUUCAGAUUCUGAGGACCUCUUUCAAGACUGGGAACUUGUGGUUUGGGGGACAAGAGGCCACUUGAUCUCCCACUAGGAAGUCUUUCAGCUUUCACUUCUGCCUUCCCAUGGCUUGUGUUUCUUCUCUUACUCUCUGUUCUUUUUAUGGUAAUGUCUUGG